This is a messenger RNA of Miscanthus lutarioriparius, 789 nucleotides long. The record is from the annotation of a GenBank genome assembly. NCBI's taxonomy places the organism in Eukaryota, Viridiplantae, Streptophyta, Magnoliopsida, Poales, Poaceae.
AUGUCGUCGUCGUUGCGCCGCCGCCCGCCCCCGCCGCCGCCGGCGUGGACGCCCGAGCCGUGGAGCGACGGGGAGACGUCCGCGCUGCUCGACGCGUGGGGCCCGCGCCACCUCCGCACGCGCGGCGGCGCGCUCCGCCCCGCCGACUGGCGGGCCUGCGCCGACGCCGUCACCUCCCACCGCGCCGCGGCCGGCCGGGCGCCGCGCACCGUCGACCAGUGCAAGAACCGCCUGGAUUAUCUCAAGAAGCGCCUCAGGGCCGAGGGCUCCAGGCCCAAGGGGGCCCCGCCGACGCCGCCGCCGGUCUCGGGGUGGCUCGACCGCCUCCGCGGGCUGCUGCACCUCGCCCCCUCCGCGCCUCCAGGGUUCGCGCACCGUCUCGGCGCCAAAACGACGAAGGUGAAGGUUAAGGAGGAGGAGGACGACGACGACGACGAGGAGGACGAGAAGGCGAGCGGCGGGGAUCCUCUGCCCCGCUGCUGGCCGCCGGUGCCCAAGCGGCCGAGGACGGCGGUGGCGCUGUCGCCGUUGAACGCCGCCUCCGGGGAGCACCCUGAAGGCGGCGGGAGGAGCUGCACGGAAGUGGCGGCGGCUCUGGAUAGGCUUGCCGGGACGUACGAGCGGGUGGAGGCGGCGAAGCAGAAGGAGGCGGCGCGGCUGGAGGAGCGGCGCCUGGAGGCGAUGCGUGAUCUCGAGAUCGAGCGUAUGCGGCUCCUCGUCGACGUCGCCGUCACCACCUCCGUCGGUGUCGAUGGCGCCGCCGCCACAACCGCCGACGGCGACUUCUAG